GUGUUGCUUAUACAUGUACUACGGUAAGUGCUGCGCCUCUCCUCCAGUCUUUACGGUGUGUCUCCAGCCCAUGUGUGCGGAAGUGGCUCCACUUGUUCUGCUUCUGUUUUGUGACACAGAAAACGCUCCAGAGAGGGGGAUCUCUGAGGAGGCAGAGUUUAGAAAUUUCAGCCCGACUUUGGAGUGACGGUGGCCGGCGGGGAGGAUCUGGAGAAGCAGGGGCUGAAACAUGGGCCUCCUGGCGAGGGUGCGGAAAGAGUGGUUCAUCAUCGGGAUAGUGCUGGUCAUCUUAUCCGCCAAACUGCAGCCGAGCAUCGGUGUGAGAGGAGGUCCAUUAAAGCCGGAGAUCACUGUUGCUUACUUCGCCGUAUCGCUCAUAUUCUUCAACAGCGGCCUGUCACUGAAAACAGAGGAGCUGACCAGUGCGUUGCUUCACGUGCGGCUGCACCUCUUCGUCCAGUCCUUCACCCUCGUCUUCUUCCCGCUCGCCGUCUGGCUGCUGCUCAGAGUCCUCUCUCUCACCAACAUCGACCAAUGGCUGCUCAGAGGGUUACAGACUGUGAGCUGCAUGCCCCCCCCGGUAUCUUCAGCCGUCAUUCUCACCAAGGCUGUAGGAGGCAACGAGGCUGCUGCCAUCUUUAACUCAGCCUUCGGGAGUUUCCUGGGGAUCAUCGUCACCCCGCUGCUGCUGCUGCUCUUUCUGGGCUCCUCCUCCUCUGUCCCGUUCUCCUCCAUCUUCACUCAGCUCUUCAUGACGGUGGUGGUUCCCCUCGUCCUUGGGCAGGUGUGUCGGGGCUUCCUGAGGGAGUACCUGGAGAGGAGGAAGCUGCCCUUCAGCGCGGUCAGCAGCCUGGUGCUCCUCCUCAUCAUCUUCACCACCUUCUGCGACACCUUCAGCAACCCCAACAUCGAGCUGGAGCCCAGCAGCCUGCUCCUCAUCGUCAUCAUCAUUUUCUCCAUUCAGCUGAGCUUCAUGCUGCUCACGUUUGCCUUUUCCACCAGGUCGGGGUCAGGGUUCAGCCCCGCAGACACCGUCGCCAUCAUCUUCUGCUCCACACACAAGUCCCUCACUCUGGGUAUCCCGAUGCUGAAGAUCGUCUUCGAGGGGUACGAACAUCUCUCCCUGAUCUCCGUCCCGCUGCUCAUCUACCACCCGGCUCAGAUCCUGCUGGGAUCAAUCCUCGUACCGAGCAUCCGCAGAUGGAUGACCAGCAGGCAGAAGUCUAGUCUGUUGUUGAGAUAGGGCGGUGAAGCUGUCAGCCCUGCAGCCCGUCUGAUGGAGAAACCAAACGCGUUUUUUUGUGGAUGUGCACCGUGUGUGUUUGUGCUGUGAAAGGGGACUACGGCGGAGGGAUACGUGCCUUAUUACAAACAACAGAGACCUCAGCGCACCUUCUCAGUGUCUACUGAAACUUCCAUCAUAUAUUUAUAUAUACUCUUUUAUAUUUAAAAGACGUUUUAUUUUUAUAUGAAGAACCCAAAGAUUCCUGGACAGAAAAGGGAGCGUUUGAUUUGUGCAUCUGCGCUUCUUGACAGGACGGGUGGAGUUACUGGGACCAACGUUUUUGUGGAUUUUUCUUGCUUUUUUCUACUUUUUCUAUCUUUCUCCUAGCUGUCACUGCCAGACAACAUGUUACUUUUAUUUACCUUGAUAGUUUUGAACUAAUGCUUGUUUAUCUGAUGUUUAAUAUACCAUAUAAUAAUGCUUUCUGAUUCUUUCCAGUUUAUGAUUGUCCUGUGGUGAGGGGAUGGUGAGAUACCCAACUGAUGAAGCUGUGAUAUUAACAUUGAGGUAGGGAGUCCUAAUAUAUAACUAAUAUAUAUAAUAUACAACCUUAUUGGUGUAUCACAUCUUCCUGAAUGUAGAUCUGAGAGAAGCUGUCAUUUCUUUCAAAAAUACAGAAACGCUUUUUCCAGUUUAUUUGGUAGAUUUACAAAUCUCUGCGGACUGAAGCCUCUACUGCUAAAACUCUAUUUGAAUGGUUUACCAGUUACAGUUAUAUUUACAGUCAAGCUGUUUUUGCCAGAAGUAUAUUUUUGGAUAAAGAAUAUCAAGUACACAAAAAAGUAUGUGGAAAUAAAACUUCAAACUUUAAAAAACAUG
Molecule: messenger RNA, 2104 nt
Organism: Eleginops maclovinus (Patagonian blennie)
Lineage: Eukaryota; Metazoa; Chordata; Actinopteri; Perciformes; Eleginopidae
Gene: slc10a7
Product: solute carrier family 10 member 7
Exons: 13
Coding region: 230-1243 (337 amino acids)
Cellular component (GO): plasma membrane
Source: RefSeq, a predicted model, not a curated record